CGAGAUGAAUGGGCAACACGAUUAAAAGAAGAAUGGACUGAACAAUUUACAUCUGCUAAAAAUAAUGCACCGAAUGAUGAAACAUCUGCAAAAUUAGAAAAAGCUCUUCGUACAAAUCGUAUUCGUUUAUUUGAAUCGUGUACUGUUAUGAAUAUAGAUGAUCUUGUACUUUAUCCUGUUUCAUUACAUAGUAAUACAAAUAAACAUGAAGAACAAAAACGUCGUCGACCAUUAAUUACAUCAGAUCGAACACAAUAUCAAUUACCAGAAUUUUUAGGU
Didymodactylos carnosus is the source of this 279-nucleotide messenger RNA. Lineage: Eukaryota; Metazoa; Rotifera; Eurotatoria; Philodinida; Philodinidae. The record is from the annotation of a GenBank genome assembly.